CCUUUGCCUGCUUCCUUCUCGGUGUCCGGGGAAUGGUCUGAGUGCGACUCUGGAUCAUUCUAGGUGAUACUAUGGGGUUCAGCCUUCUUUCGAUAGCACCGGCACUUCUCCCACUGUUCCAGCUUCUGCUGCAUACACUACCACUCUGUGCAAACCCAGAGUCUGGAGUGUCAUUCUUUGGAGAUGGCUACGUGGAGAUGCCCUUGGUGAGCACUUACAACACUCUCCAGCUUCAUGUGCAGUUCUACACCCAGCAGCGGAGUGGACUCCUUUUCCUGGCGGCAGGGCAGACAGACUAUCUCCUGCUGGAGCUCCGGGCUGGCAUCCUACAGGCCAGAAUGGACCUGGGCUCAGAAGAACUGACCAUCAAGUCCCCAGCAGGGCCACACUUCAAUAACCUUGUGAUCCAUGAUGCUGAUCUGUUCGUGGCUGAUGGGCGGAUGACCCUGAUGGUGGAUGGCCUCUUCAACACCUCUGUGGAAAUUCCAGGGCCUCUGCAAGAGCUGGAUGUUGAUUAUGGCCUCUAUGUGGGAGGGACAGGGACCCUGGAGCUACCAUAUCUCACCCGAGUGACUGUGCCAUUCAGGGGCUGCCUGCACACAGUGACAUUCAAUGACAAGGAUGUCCUCUCCGCACUGGCAUCUGGCAGUGGCACCAAGCGGUCCCACGGGAUCCGAGAGGGGUGCAGUGUAGAAUUCUCCGCUAGUCCCAACGAUCCCCUCAGCUUUCUGGGACCGAACUCUUAUAUUGCAUUCCCCGGCUGGAGUGCAAGGAAUGAAGGGACCAUUGAGUUUGUGAUCACCACAAGUGUCAAACAAGCCCCUCUGAUUUAUCAGUCAGGGCUUGAGAAUGACUUCUUUUACCUGGAGAUCUUUGACGGGCGCUUAAGAGGGGUGGUUGAAAAAGGGAAUGGCAUUGUGGUGCUCCACAACAACAUCUACCUCAGCAAUGAGCAGGACCACUAUGUCAAGGUCUACAUGGAUGUACGGAAGUUUGAAAUCCUUGUUGACUACUAUGCCUCCCAGACCUCCAACAAGGGGAUCCACAGUCACCUCGAUCUUCAAGGGCCUCUCUUUGUUGGAGGUCUGAAUGAGAAGGCUGCCCAAAGGAUGAGAGAGCGUGGACUGGCUUUUAUGUCUGGGAACAGCUUCACCAACAGCUCCUUUGUGGGCUGCCUGGAGGACCUGAGGAUCAAUCAGGAGAAGAGGAGUUUGCAAGAUGCUCUCAUCACAAGGGAUGUGACAGCUGGCUGCAGGAAGCUGGAUCAGUACUCAGACUAUGAGGAUGCUUAUGAGCAGGAUGAGGCCCCCACAAGCCCUGCUCCAGACAAUUGGCAGGACCCUAUUAUGGAACCGUGCCGUCCUGAUCCUAGCCUUCCCCCAGUCUUUGCUAAUUUCACCAAACUGCUGCAUGUCAGUCCCUUGGUUGUCGCUGAAGGAGGCACGGCUUUUCUGGAGUGGCGGCACACCCAGCCAACCAUCGACCUGAGCACUGCAAACAUCAGGCAGUCUCAGGUUCUUUUCAGUGUCAACAUGGAGCCAAGGCACGGACAACUGGAGUUAGGCAUCUCCCGGACCAGGGGCAGAAGGAAAUUCACUCUGUUGGACAUAGUGAAUCGGAAAGUCAAGUACGUUCAUGAUGGCUCCGAGAGACCAAUGGAUCAGCUGUUGCUGGAGGUAACCGUCACUGCCAGAAGAGGGAUUCCAGAGUGCCUGUGGCAAGGCCAAAUCUAUUUGCUGCCCAUAAAGAUCAACCCAGUCAACGAUGCCCCUGAAGUGGUCUUUCCACAGGGAGAUCGCAUGGUCAUUCUGGAGCACACACGGAAGUAUCUCAGCCCGGACAUUGUUCAUGCACUUGAUGAUGAUACUCCCUGUGACAGCUUGCGAUUCCAACUGCUUGGUGGGAAGAGAAUAGAAGAAGGUUAUGUAGAAUACGACUUCCAACCUGGAGUCCCAAUUGAGGAGUUUUCCUGCAGGGACUUGGAAACAGGCCACGUGGUCUAUGUCCACCAAAAUGGGCCCACGGCAACGCUCAUUGUCCAAGUUAAUGAUGGCAUGGUCAUGAGCCCAGUGGCUACCUUGAGGGUGGUUGCUGUGGAGCCAGACAUCCAAGAACACAACAACACAGGCCUCUUUGUCUCACAAGGGGAUGCUGUUCCAGUCACCACAACAAACCUGUCUGUAGAGACCAAUGCAGUCCAGCAAAAAGUCCCCAUCCUAUAUCGCUUAACUGUGCCUCUCCAGUAUGGUGAGAUCCAAAAGCAAGGGAGCCUUGGUGGAGAAUGGAAGAAGGUGGAGUCUUUCUACCAGCAGGAUAUUGAACAAGGCCGUGUCCAAUAUUACAGCACAGAUGAAGAGCACCGCACAGAAGAUAUGACUGAGAAGCUACAGUUCUUAGUCCAGGUGGGUCAGAAGACUCUAAGAAACAACACAUUCCUCAUCAGAAUUCAGAGGGCCACCAUCAGGAUGAAGACCAUGAUCCCCCUCCAGAUGAAGAAUGAGAAAGAGAAGAACAUCACUGCUGCUGAAUUGGAGGCAGCUUUGGAGGAGCCAAAUUCUAGCUCAGAGUCUUUUCACUAUAUAAUUAUUCAGCCACCCAAAAAGGGGAAUCUUGAGCUUCAUGGCACUAGGCUGACUGAUGGCAUUGGUUUUACACAAGAGGAUUUGCAAAGUUAUCAGCUGCGCUACAGCGCAACCAUCCGAGACUCAAAGGAGAGCGAAGACUCAUUCCAGUUCCGCGUCAUGGCUGGAGCACAUUACUCUCCUGUAUACACUUACAGAAUACGGAUUGGGGGAGACCCAGAGGUCCCAAUCCUAACCAAUGUUCUUUUGUCUGUUUUAGAAGGAGGGCAAGCUGUCAUUUCCAAGGACCACUUAUUUGUCAAGAGCAUGAACAGCAUGAACUACAUGUAUGAGGUGAUAGAUGGCCCAACACAUGGGAAGCUGAUAUGGAGAACACCUGAGGAUGUGCCAGCCAGUGAGGAGGUGAUAACAAAGUUCACCAAUGAAGACAUCCUCCAAGGCCGCCUCGUGUACCAGCAUGAUCAUUCUGAGACCCUGGAGGAUGACAUUCCAUUUGUGGCCAUCAAGCAGGACGAGGGAAGCUCUGACUUUGAGGCUGAGGAUGUGAGAGGAGUGUUCAGAGUCUCCAUUCAGCCUGUUAAUGACCAUCCCCCAGUCCAACUGGUCAACAAGGUCUUUACUGUGGUGCGUAACGGGCAGCGCUUGAUGACCACCGACGAUAUUGCUUUCGUUGAUGAGGACUCGGGCUUCUCUGACAACCAGUUGGUGCUAGUAAGGAAGGACAUUCUUUUUGGCAGCAUCAUUGCCGUCAACAACAGAAGCCACCAGGUGUAUCGCUUCACUCAGGAUGAACUAAGGAAGAAGAAGAUCCUCUUUGUCCAUUCUGGAGCCGACCGAGGCUGGAUCCAGUUCCAAGUAUCAGAUGGUCUGCACCAGAUUACAACCCUCCUGGAAGUGCAAGCUUCAGACCCUUACCUCAAAAUCAACAACCUCACCAGUUUAGUCAUCCACCAGGGCAGCCAACGGACCAUCGACUUCUCAGUCCUCAGUUUGGAAACCAACAUGGAUAUCAGGAAUGAUGAAGACAUUGUCUUCCACAUCAUAGCCCCACCCAAAUGGGGAGUGGUGCUGAGAGGCGGGCAGGAAGUGUCAUCUUUCACCCAGACAGACCUGCUGGCAGGAGAAGUUCUUUACCACCACAAUGGGAGCCGGAGCUCCCAGGACAAGAUCCAUCUCUCAAUCGAAGCAAACCAGGUGGCCACAGAGGCUGUGCUGAUGAUCAAAAUAUUUCUAGAUUCCCAGCCCAGCCCACUAAACAUCAUUCACCAUGAGAGGAUACACAUUCUCCAAGGAGAAGCCGUGGAGAUUAAGAAUGACUACUUGCUAGUUGAACAUGAAGACAUCUCUCCCCAGGACAUUGUCUACAUGGUCACUAUCCCUCCCCUUUCAGGCUUCCUGGUGGCCUUAUCUCAUGGCCCUUCUUCAGAUCAACCUCCAAGCUUGGACCCCAUCCAGACCUUCACUCAGGAAGACAUCAAUGAAGGCAAAGUCCUCUACCUCCAUUCCAGCCCUGAGAUACAGAGCGACCACUUUACCAUCGACAUCACGGCCAAUGGGGUGGAUACCCUGGAAGGGGUUGUGGUGGAACUGGAGAUCCUUCCUAUUUCUGUCCCACUGGAGGUUCACAACAUCACAGUGACCGAAGGGAGCACCCAGGCACUCUCCAUGGAUGUCCUGAACAUCCCCAACAGUUACUUCACAGCUCUUAAUGUGGAUUUUGUCAUUCUUGAGCCACCACAGCACGGCAUUUUACAGAACAUGGAGAGACCCAAAGAGGGCAGCCUGAAUGUCUUCUCCUGGUUUGAGGUGGAACAUCAGCUCAUUCAGUACGUGCAUGAUGGGAGCGAGUCCUUGGCUGACAGAUUCACGGUAGUGGCCAACGUCUCCGAGGUCAACCAGCAGAGCCAACCCAGGACAGUCUCCAUCAACAUUAUUCCAAGCAAUGAUGAGGCACCAGUGCUGAUGGUCAACGUGGGACUACAGAUGCAUGAAGGUGGCAUAGCAGAGAUUACUGCUGAUCUCCUCAGCAGUGAAGAUGAAGACAGCCCUCCAGAGGAAGUGGUUUAUUCCAUCAGGACACCAGUCAAUGGGAAGGUCGUGUUGAAGUCAUCACCCACCAACUUGAUCCAACGGUUCACCCAGGCCCAGAUCAAUAGCCAGCUUGUUCAGUUCAUCCAUCAAGGGCCCCUAGAUGGAGGUUUUUCCUUUGAUUUAUCCGAUGGAGAGAACAUGUCUCCCGGGCACUUCUUUGUUGUGAAAGCCCAGAAGAGACUGGUCAUCACUCUGGAAAACAAGCAAGAUCUGACUGUGUGCCCAGGCUCUUCUCAGCCAAUCAGAAGCCAGAACUUGAAAGCAGUGACCAAUCAUGAGGCAGAAGCCCGGUUGCUAUCUUACAUCAUAGAACAGCCUCCAAGAUUUGGCAGACUGGUGAACAGCCAGAAGGCUGAUGAUGGAGAGAUGCUGAGGAACUUCACCCAAGCUGAGGUGGAUGCUGGAGCAAUAUCGUAUCAGCACAAAAUGCCACAGGAACCUUUCUGGGAUCUUGAGGAUGCUUUUCAUUUCCUAAUUUCUUCUGCAUCCAUGAUCACAGACCCAUACAUCCUCAGAGUGUCUGUAUCAUUUGAGACCGUCUGUCCCCAGCGUUCCACUCAGCUGUGGAGAAACAAAGGUCUCACUAUUCCAGAAGCUCAAAGUGCGGUAAUCAACAUCUCAUUACUGGACGCUUCCAACCUCCUCACCAAAGAACCCAUCUCCAAGAGAGCAUCAUACGAUGUGAUAUUUCUGGUGACAGAGCUACCCAGCUAUGGGACCCUGUCUGUCCCCGAUGGACCGGUCAAUAAAAAGCAUCCCUACUUCCUCCAAUCUGAUCUCAUCGCAGGGGACCUGGAAUAUACCCACCAUGGGCCCAGCAUCCUGGAUGAUCAUUUCACAUUUAAUGCCUGGCUCCGGCACAGUGCUGUGAGAUCAAUUCAACCCCCACAAAAAGAUGGGGGAGCUGUCAUUUCUGGAACAUUCAACAUCACAGUGAGUGACACCAACGAAAUGCCACCACUAUUGCGUACCCAAGGCCAGGUUCUGCAGGUCCUACAGGGUUCUUCCACAAUGCUUUCUCAAGAACAGUUGAAUGCCGUGGAUCCUGACAGUUUCCCUGAAGCAAUCAAGUACAACAUCCUUUCAGGAACAUCCAGUGGCUUUGUAGCCAAUAUCCACAAUAAGCAAGUGCCUGUAACCCAGUUUACUCAAGCAGAUGUCAAUGCAGGGCACUUAAUGUUCAUUGCCAAUGGAACACACUCUUCUGGAAGCUUAGACCUUGCCAUCUCUGAUGGACACAAUCCGCCCAUCUUGACUUCAUUUGAAAUCGUGAUUCUCCCAGCAACAACAUGGGCAACGAAUCAAACACCCUUGGAGAUACCACAGGAUGUUAACAUGGCCUCCCUGUCGCAUGAUCACCUUCUAGGGACUUCAGACCAAGGAGAGCAAAAUACUGUCUAUAGACUCAUCAGGGACCCACAGUUUGGCCAGGUCAAUGUCCACCAAAAGCCUGUGAGAGAGUUUUCACAGAAGCAAGUGGACAAUGGGGAAGUAACGUUUACUUUCACAGAUUUCAUCUCCUCCAAGGAUGAAUUCCAGUUCCUUGCCACAUCAGGAGAUGUCAAUAAAUCUGGUGUUGUGAAUGUCACCGUCAAGGCCUUGGUCAAAACUCAGCAGGAUAUCCUUUGGCCAAGAGGAACCACUGUCCAGCUCGAUACAAACAUCCUUGAUGCAAGUGAACUGGCCAACAGGACAAAGAGCAUUCCAGCAUUCAGAAUCCUCCGAGCACCGCAAGGGAGCAAUUUUGUGAAAGUCUCAAGAGACAAAAGGAGCCUGCCCAUCUCCAUUAAUGCCUUCACCCAGCAUGAUCUUGAGAGAGGGCUAGUUGGGCUAGAAAUCUGGGAAGGAGAACCCUCUGAGCAAAAUCUCCAGCAGGACAGCUUUCUGUUUGAGUUGGUGGCUGAGGGGGUGCCCCCUGCUGUGGAAUCUAUGGCAUACACCACCGAGGCCUUCAACUCCUCUACACCCUAUGGAGCAACAUUGCUCCAAGUGCCCAAUCUUCAAGAGAGGGGGCAUAGCCCCACAACCGAAAGCAUAACACUCUCUUCUGAGAUGUUUACCACCAGGCCCCCAUGGUCAGAAGGCCCCAAGUAUAAUUCCAGUGAGGCGCGUGUUCUUCCGACAACAUGGGCAGACCAAGGGAUGGUGGCCAGUGCCUCUCCAACAGAAACAAGCACAUUCCUUGGCUUCAUCGAAGCCAACAUGUUCAACAUCAUCCUUCCUGUCUGCCUCAUCCUUUUGCUCCUGGCUUUGAUCCUGCCCUUACUGUUCUACCUCCACAAACGGAACAAGACUGGCAAGCACAGUGUCCAAGGGACUCCCCCCAAAUACAAGAAUGGGACAGUGGUUGACCAGGAAACCUUCCGGAAGACAGACCCUAGCCAAGGCAUCCCUUUGACAACAGUCAACUCACUGGAGACCAAAGGAGCAGGACCCAACUCAAAAGGACCAGGGCCCGGAAGCCAGCAGGAUCCAGAAUUGCUCCAAUAUUGUAGGACAUCCAACCCAGCCUUAAAAAACAGUCAAUACUGGGUCUGAGAGCUGGGGCAAGGGACUAAUUAGCAUAACUGUCUCACAGUAGAGUGCCAUGGUCUGUAUGGUUUCCUAAGGAUGCUCUUGCCUCUUCCUCCUUCUCCCCUUCCUCUUUCCUGAUGUAUAUAUGAGACAGUCCCUGGGAUACAAGGAAGUCCCUGCAUGGGCCAAAAUCUUCCUGGACUUUCCAGGCCUGGUUUCCUCAAAGAUGUUGGUUCUUCAAUUGUAGGGAAAUCUCGAAUGAAAUGAGGUCAUUACAAGGCUAUACAUGUCUGAGGGAGCAUAGAAAAGUGCAGAUUUUCUUCUCGAGAAUCAAGUUUCCUCUGUUGUUGCUUUAAAGCAAUUUUAAAGUCCUUAUUGAUGCAACAAUAUGCUUGAAAGUAUGUGGGCAAAGUGAAAUCUUAAAACCCAAAGGGGAGCCUACCAAGGUUUCCAAAGAUCAGGGGUGGGAUUUCAGUAUCCUUGCAUAGCUCCUCCCCAUGACUAGCAAAAGCCCAAAUAAAUUAUGCAAAAUAGUAAGCGCUGCCAGAUAAAUUAUGCAAAACAAAAGAAAGCAUGCACAUUUAUCUAAUAUAUGCACGUUGCAGGAUUCUGCUUUUGGGGGAGGGUGUUGCAGAACUGAGAUGAGCUUGGUGCAGAAUUGUCAGUUUUAUUUUCUAGCACAGUGUUUCUGAAUCUUGAGUCACUGCAAAAUUGGGUGACUUUGGAAGAUGAGUAAAAUUACUAAGUAAUUCCAGGGACCUUGUUGGGAUUGUUUUUUCCCCCAUGCAAAUAUUUUGGGCAACUAAGCAAUGAAACAUCAGGUGAUGUUGGCAAGAAGAAUAGCAGGCACUUGAGUCAUUGUUACAAUAAGCCAAACAUUGAGCUGUUCUAGAAUAUGAAUGAUUUGUUCCAUUCUGCAGCAGGAAUUCCCCACAUGUAAAGAUUUCCAUCAAUGGUUCCCAAAGUCUGGAGGAUGAAGAGUGGCUUGCACUGAUUUCCCCAGGGGUGGGCAGGCCAAAAAUGGUGCUGGCUGGUGUCUUAGGCUGAAGGGGGAAAAUCUGCUGCCAAGAAAAACCCAAAGGGCCUACCCUUCUGGGAAAUAGAGAUAAAAUAAAUUAUUGGCAAUUUCUAUCUCUCCUCUCUAGUAUCUUGCCAGCAUUUCAUGAAAUGAGUGAAUGGCAUGGCUACUCAUGUAAGUGAUGCCUACUCAAAGUAAGCCCCACUUAGAUCAAAUGAGCUUAUUCUCAAGUAAGCAUGCAUAGGAUUGCAGCCUUACAAUGUGCUCCUAUGCAUGCCUAUUCAGGGGAGCGUAUUCCGUCUUAGAUGAAUGUGCAUGAAACAGUCACCUCACAGUACAAUCCUAAAAUGUCUACACCAAAGUAAGUCCCAUUCCUCCCAUGUAAUCUGGCACAGGGUCGAAGCCUUAAUUGCUUAACAGGUAGACUGAAUUGCACAGAUCGCAAAACUGGGGUACUUGGUAGUGGUGGGAGCUCAACCUGUGACACUGCAACUAAGGAGGGUGGGAAACAGUAGCACCAAAUAUGCUUUUGACAUUAAAAAAAAAGAACAAACUCAUGGGACUAGAUCAGUGAAUCCCAUACUUUUUUCCUACAGAGCACUUAAAAAUGGAUGAUAAUCAUGGUGGACCGCAUAAUUUUUUUUCAGCCUGUUGGGGCCAUUGUAAUGCACUGUGCUAGAUGCUCUAUGAUUUUUAAUUUCUUGCAUUUUAUAGUGUUACAAUUUGCAUUCCAUAGAACUCAAAUUGCAAUGUAAUAAAAUGCAAUAUGGGGGGGGGAGUAAUAAAAUGCAAUUAAAAAUCAGUAUGAAUAUUUAAUGUGGACAUGCCACAGACCACCCGAAUAAAGCUCACGGACCACUAGUGGUCCAUGGCCCACAGUUUGGGAACCCCUGGACUCCUGGACAAUAUGAUCAACAAAGACUUUAUUUCCUUGUUUGUCUCCCUCCCCUCCCCACCUUCCAAUUAAAAGGCAAGUCAGCAACAACAAAACAAAACAAAAAACAAAGUCUAGUGACAUCUGAACAGCUAACAAACGUCUUGUGGAAUAAGCUUUCUUGGAGCAGAGUCCACAACCUUUUGACAUAAAACACUUUCACUAGGAAAGGUAGGCAGCCACUCUUUGGUUCUUGAGUUUCUCCUUGCCUUGAACUUCUGAGCCAGGGCUGGCCCUACCAUAAGGCAGAGCCAUGAGUUGGCCACCCUGGCUCAGGCAGCAGAUGUGGGGAAGCAAGGAGUGGUGGCAAGGGGCUGAAGCACAGAGUUGCCUCUGCUCUGUGGCCUGCUAUGGUGCAUGCCAUUAAGCUAGCCCCUUAGCUAUGGUCAGGGCAGGGGUGUAGUGGUCCAGGGUUUCGGGGGGUCUUUGCCCCUUUAUUUUGUUGGGAGCAGGGUCUCUCUGUCUCCAGUGUUCUAUGACCCAGCACGAAAGGGGAGUAUGUUAGCCACUGAGAAGAAUCUUCUUACAUGGUUUCUUGUUCUUUCCUACUGAUUGGAGCCAAUCAGAGUGAAAGGAGGUGAACCAGCCAAUGAGAAGACCCUUCACAGUAGCUAACAUACUCUCCUUGCAUGCUGAUUGGCUCCUAGGGACAUCUGUUGUUCUGGGAGAAAGUGCACAUGGGAAGGACUGAGGAGUGUCGAGAUGACAACGGAGAGCAAGCGAGUGAGGGGGGGGACAUGGCGUGACUAUCAUGAAGGGACGUUGCACUUCUGAAUUUAUUACUACACUACUGGGUGCGGUAGAGAACACUGAUCCUUUCCCAAGUCACAUCCACAGCAUACAUUUAAAACACUCAUACCAUUCUAAUAGUCAUGGCUUCCCCCCAAAAAUCCUGGGGACUGUAGAUUAUUAAGGGUGCUGACAUCACAGAUCUACAAUUCCCAGCACCUUUGACAAACUGCAGUUCCCAUGAUUCUCCAUAUCUGUUAAAGUGGUAUAAAAGUACUUUACAUGUAUGGUGUGGAUGUGCCCACUGUUGAAUUAAGAUCUGACUGCCAGUCCAGUCCACUUCAGAAUGUGGAAUGGGGGGGGCACCAUCUUGUCGUUCAGCCCAGGAAGCAAAUUGUGUAGGCUGGUCCUGCUCUGAGCUCUUUAAUAAGGCUCUGCCUUCAUCCAAGUGGGGCACAUUUGCAGAAAGCAGCAACCUGCCCCCCACCCGUAGGCCACAUCUACACUAUACAUUUAAAGCAUUCUCAUGCCACGGUAGCAGUCAUGGCUUCUCCCCAGAGAAGCCUGGGAACUGUAGUGAUGGUGGGAAUUAUAGAUCUGUGAAGGGUCCCCUAACAACUUUCUGCACUGUCAACAAACUAUAGUUCCCAGGAUUAUAAGAGUGUUUAAAGUGUAUGGAGUUACAACUCAAUUAAAUCCACUGAAAUUAAUGAACCUGAGUUGAUCAUGCCCAUUAACUUCAAUGCAUCUCUUCUGAGUAGAACUAGCGUUGAAUACUACCCAUGGUGUGGAUGUGACCUCACUUCUUUCAAGGCCCCCCUUGAGGCCUAGAUAUUAUAUAAGCUGCUGCCAAAACCCCACCUCCUCCUCCUCCCCGCUCCAAUGAUGUGUUCUAAAAUAAACCAUGUGGCAUGACUUCACUGCGCUCUUGCAUUUCUCCUCCCCCUGAGCAAGUGGCAGCCAAUAAAAAUGGAAGGAGCUGGGAAAUGGGAAGUGUGAUGCAUUUUGUUUUAGUUGGAGGAGAAAGGAGAAGGGAUGUAACUGUGUUACUGUGUAGUUCUGAUCAGAACCCUAGGCUGUGGGAAGCCUGGUUCCCUCAGGAAGAUUCCAGGCCUAUUUUUCACUUUAAAAAUCCAGGUUUCUAGUCCUUUUUGAGAUACAACAAUACUCUACCCAAUUGAUAGCUUUCUUGUGCUUUUCACCAUUGUGCC
Messenger RNA from Rhineura floridana, 11079 nucleotides. RefSeq names its product chondroitin sulfate proteoglycan 4 (gene CSPG4). The record is from RefSeq and is a predicted model, not a curated record. NCBI's taxonomy places the organism in Eukaryota, Metazoa, Chordata, Lepidosauria, Squamata, Rhineuridae. The transcript has 10 exons. The coding region runs from base 72 to 7211 and encodes 2379 amino acids.